UUAAAGGUAACUUGUGGUGAUUUACCCACAAAAAUUUUCAUUUCUGAAAAGUACCCUGUCUAUCUUAAAUUUCUCUGGAAAAUGAAAGUAUCUCAAAAAUCUGAGUAACAGGUUAAGGAGCCAUUUCACAGUGCUGCUAAGCUAUGUCACGUGGUAUUUUCCACUGACAGGAUGUUGCCUUCCAUUCAAAAUGAUGUUCUGCCAUCCGGACUGGUGAACAAUGUUAUGCAUCAAUUGUAGUGCAAUGCUAGGUAAGUGGGCAAUAUGGACAAAUGAUUGACUGAAUCAAACAGUAUCUUCCUUUGUGUUUAGCAGAGCAGACAAUACUCAACUACCAAUGCUUGCAAAAACCCAAAGCAAAGCAUCUAUUGUUAGAUUGUGGUAAUGGGGGGAGGCACCCGAUGGUAAUGUCACUGGGCUGGUAAUCCAGAAUCGCAGAUUAAUGUUUGUGGGACAUGGGUUCGAAUCCCACCCACAGUAGAUGAUAAAAUUUUGAAUUUGUUAAAAAGCCAGCCAAUGGCAACCCAUGUAAUCCCUGAUGAAUAUCGUAAAAUCCCUUCUGGUUUACUAAUGUCCUUUUUGGGAAGGUUGUGUGUCAUCCUUACCAAGUCUGGCCUAAAUGUGACUCCAGCAAUGUGUUUGAUUCUUAACUGCCCAUUGGGUAAUUAGGGAUGGGUACUAAAUGUUGGCAUAGCUGACGAUGCCCACAUCCCAUGAACAAAAAAACAAUUUAAGAUAAUCCGUCAAGCUCAUAAUGUGCGUAAUUUACUGUUUGCUAGCAGUGACUGUGUGUACAUAAGGAAACGUUUUGAAUUGACCAGAGCUUGGAGUCUAUAGGUCCCAUUUAUAGAGGGAGCAGUCAGAGUUGACUUGCCAAUCAAUGACCACACCGUUCUCUGGAAGUACAAGUUACUGAUUGCUUAAAACUUGAUAGUCUGCUGUUUGACCUGAUGAUGCAAGACGAAAAGGUUUGGGAAUAUGUGUCUCUUCUGAAUGGCGUCUAUGUCAAAUAAAGUGACACCCCGGUUAAAAUUCCAAUGGAUUCCAGGAGUGGUUUCAAGUUCUGGAAAUCUCCGCACAAAUUUUUCCACUUCAAAGAGAAAGCUCAGCUCUUUUUCUCUUUGUAUCUCUCCCUUACCUUCCCUCUUACUAAGUGUCCCUCUAUCACUCUCAAUUCUGACUUUAUGGACAUGUCUCUCGUAUUCUUUCUCUCACUCCUCUCCUCUCUCUUCAUACAUCUCUCUGUCUGUUACACAUGAUUAAUUCCACUGUGCCCUCCUGACCUGGCCCCUUUUGUUCUUCUGUACUUCAAUAAUAUACUGUUCUACUAACUCACUCUCAUUCUUAGAAUGAAGACAAAUGACCCUUUAAUAACACCGUACUACGAAUAGAUUAAAGUGACAGGAAGGAGGUAAUAUUUAGCAAUAUGAAUUCUUGGGAUGUUGCAAAACAGAAAAUUGGGUAGUUAACCUCCAGGAUUUGCACCUCGACCUGUUAGGGCUGGACACCUGUUUACUCCACCUCUGAUAUACACAAACAUCCAGUGAGGCGAUGAAUGCACCGAAUUUGGAUGGGGAUGUAAAUGAGGCUUUGCCAUUUUGAGAAGGCAUUAAAGAGAAGAUUAUUAGAAGUUGCAGUCCUAACAUGUCCAUCCUUGAAUAAAUCACUUUUCAGUGUAGAUUGGAAAGCAAACACUUUAUUUUGCUUUUGUUAUCUUUAAACGCACUGUUUAAAUGCUGGUCCUAGAUACAUCCUAAAUUAUACCUUCCAUGAACCUCAGCCUGUGUCCUAGCUCACUUAAGUCCUGCUUGCCUUUUGCCCUCUGACUUAUCCUGGCUCCCACUUUAGCAGUGCCUCAAUUUUAAAAUUCUCAUCCUAGCGUUCAAAUUUUUCCACAGCCUUACCCAUCGGCAUCUCCAUCACCUCCUCCAGCUCUAUAACCUAUGCACUAACCUCUUGUCCAGACCCAACUUCUUUUGAGCCACUAUUAACAACACUUUCUUCAGCUGCCUGAGCCCUAAGCUCAAGAAUUCCCUCCCUGCCCCUCUACCUUUUUACUUCUGUCUUACCCUUUAAUGCUUUUAAUAACAUAGCUCUUUCACCAGCUCUUGGUCACCUGUCCUAAUACCUUUCCAUGGACUGGGGUUAAUGCUUGUCUGAAAACAGCCUUGGGAUUUUUUACAACUUUAAACACACCUAUAUGAAUGCGAGUUAUUGAAAGACAACAGGUGUCAUCUUACAUUAGACUAACGUCAGCAAAUUGAAAUGAGGAUAAAAGGCCCUUGUUCCCUCACAAGUGUCUGGUUGCUGACUUUAGUGUGGGGACAGUCAGUGAAAAAGAAAACAAGAAACAUUUUUAGGACAUCAGCGGCUGUUUGCACAGUAGCAGCAACAUUGGAGGAACUUGAUGCCAUUGUAUAAAGAUGCGGGGAAGCCUCUGGAUUUGGCUGGUUGUCCUGACUCUUUGCCAAGCUCGGUCCACUGUUGGUGCAGACCCAGGAGAAAAUUUACCAGCUGAAUUGAGACAAAUACUGGAUAAGUUGUUGGAUGAGAAGUACAUAGAAGGAACUGUCAAAGCACUGGAGUACCUCAGGGAGAAUACUGUUACUAAAUAUUAUGCGGACAUGCUGCAAUACCUUCGUUCAAAGGGGUCCAGUAUGCAUAUGCUUCAGAAUUCGUUCUCCAACUAUUUCAGACAAAUCAUCCUUCAGCCAAGGAAACUGGCCACUGAUCUGCACCAGAUGGACACCUCAACCUUCUUACUCAGUGCAAAGUAUUUCCGCAGUGGCAUGAGCAUAGAGAUUGCAUUUACCACCUUCGACUUUGGGGAUAUUAAAAACCAGUUAAUGCAGAUGCCCGGAGGGAACCGUUCUCUCUUUGAGACCAGCUGGAAGAAAUGUUUACCGUUUAUCAGUUCCUUUCAGUGUUUGGAGCUGGUGAUUGAGACGUUGAGACUGACUUCAGGCAUCUACCUACAGCCGGAGAUGGUUCAGAACCUGCCCAAAGAUCUUCAUGAAGAGACAUUUAAAAAUAUAACAACAGUUUUUAAGGAGCUCUAUAACAAAAUGGCUGCUCGCACACAAAGAGCGAUAUAUGAAUGGAUGAGGCAAACACUGCAACGAUCCUAUAAGCCACCUGGGCUGAGUGGGUCAGGAUCGUGGAUCACUGCUGAGAACCUGUGGUUUUUGGGUCAAUAUAUUGUCCACCUGCCUCUUGAGGAGAUCCAGAAGAUUAACCUAAAUGAGAUUCGACUUUUCAUUAAUUAUGACAAUGCGACAAAGCAGCUGGAUUCAGUGUAUGACAUUACACCUGCGACUGCCAAAGCUUUCCAAGAAAGGAUUGAUGCCAGUGGCUUUGACUUGAUCAACACUUCCACAGUGUACAGACUUGGUCUUCUGGUCUGUUUCUUCGACAACGUCCAGGAGCUGGACGCAGGGGAGGCUCGCAGCUUACUGCACCAGAUGAUAAAGUGCAACCGUCUCAAGGGGUUCCAAGUUGCUGUGAGGAAGUUGAAAUCCCAGCUCCUGGAAUUAGUCCUAAAAAAUCAAACCCUGAAUGAAUCGUUGGACUCCAUCUCUGAUGCAAUUGCUGGGCUGUCCUUCACACAGCUUGAAUCACUGUCCGCAGAAGCUGUGCGGAACGCCAUUUCUGUCCUAAGGACGGUGACCGGGUGGACAAAGAGCCAGAUGAUCAUCCUCAUCGACAAAUUUAUUGGUGACAGUAAGCAGUUGUCGGUGUUUAACAUUAGCCAGUUGGGCGAGCUCAUGUUGGGAGUCAGCGCAGGCUUGUUGUACAACAUGAGCGCUGAGGGACUGGCUCAGGCUGUAAGAGGCCCACUGUCUGAACAUGCAGCACAGCUUUCCGCAGUCCAACGCAUGGCAGUGGUCACUAAGAUGGUCGAAACCAGUGAUAUCUCUUCUGUGUUGGACCUGUUGAAUGGGUCCUUCUUAAAAGAGUUGUCUCUCUCCAGCCUGCUUAAAGUAAAAGACUACAAUAUUACUCGGCUUGACCACAAGGAGCUGAGGAGAAGUCAGGCUUUGUAUCUUUACAAUGUAGUGUCUGAUGGGAAGCCUGGCAGUGAAAUAAUCAGUGUUGGAGAGUUAGCGAAAGGUUUAACCUGUGAACAAAUCCAAUCCUUGGACAACACAACAUUUCUCCCAGUUGCUGAAGUCUUGAAAAGUAAUCUAGACCUUCUGUCAUCUCAUCAGUUGAACUGCCUGGCAUGGAAGUACCAACAAGAAGCACCCACGUUAAUGCCCCCGCUUCUUCUUGCAACCCUGCCCCAUGUUGUUCUGGAAGAUGCAGCUCAAUCUGUUUGCAGACUGUUGUUGUUCAGCCUGGGCAGGGCUGAGCUCCAGUUAAUCAUUCCCGACUCCACAAAGAGGAAUGAAGUGAUCAGAAGAGCAUUUCAGUGUCUGAAUGACACACUGCAGGAUGAGUAUGAUGUGGAUGUCUUGGGCGGAAUGAUUUGCAAUUUGUCGCCACAAACCAUCAAAACGAAUAUAUCCCUCAAAGCACUGACUGAAGCAUUCAUGCAGUUCAGGUCUUGCAAGAACCUCAGCAAUGACCAGAAAAUAGAAAUUCGAAAUAAAAUUAGAGAAUAUUAUAGCACUCCAACUGCCUGGCAACCCGAAUUGAUACAAGAUUUGGGACCUUUAGUUACAUUCUUGUCAAAGGAGGAUCUGACCAUUGUUGCUGAAAAGUUUCCGGAUGUAUUGCUGCAGUUAGCUUUGGAUGUCGAGGGGAUGGCCAUAUUUCAGGACUUCCUGGCUGUGGUGUUCAGCACUCUCAUAAGAGCAACUGAGAACGAUAAACUCUCCAGUCUGACUCCAGGUUGCCGUGGAUUUACAGUACCUUCUUUUGAUCAGAUACUCAAGCUGGCCAAUGCCAACUCCUAUUGGUCAGUCCAGGAACUAAGCUGCAUGUCCACUCAGACUUUUAUCAAAAGUGUCGAGCACCUCGGUGCCUUGAAGAGUUUUGACAUGAUACAACUCAUUGCUCUAAAGGACAAAGCCAAGAUGGCUUGGGGCCCAAUUCGAAGCUGGAAAAAAUACCAGGUUGUUGCACUUGGACGAAUUGCGCUGGCUUUAAAUGAGAGUGAAAUCAAAGAGCUGGAGCUUGGUUCCAUUGACACUGUCGCUGCCCUGAGCCAACAGAAAGAGUGGACACCAACACAGGCUAGGUCUAUGUUGGAAGGCUUCCUCCGAGACUCUGGUCUGACUGUUGAUGCAAUGAAGGAAUGGGACCUAGUUGGAUUAGGAAGCUUGUUGUGUGCAAUGACUGACCAGGAGGUCAUCUUCUUGAGUGCUUCAACCUACAGUGCUGCAGCUGCAAGGAUCAGUGAGAUUGUCUGCGGAGUGGAGAUCCUCCAGGAACUGCUGAAGAAAGCAAGAUAUGGUUUUGGAAAUGUCACUGCGUGGGACAACUUCAUUCUCCAGGAGGUUGGAACAGUAGCAGCUGGAAUCCGUAAGGAAGAGAUAAAGAUGCUGAAUGAAGAGCUGAUGCCCUACUUCCGACCAGCGGCAAUAGCUGCUCUACCCAGUGAAGUAUUUAAAGAGCUCUCCCCAAAACAGCUAGCAAACCUCGGACCUGAGAAUGCAGCCAUUGUCACAGAGUCUCAGAAAGCCGCAUUGAGCAGAGAACAGCUUUCCAGCCUGCAGGCAGCAGUGGAUGGAGCAGAUUCAAACCACUUAAUUCAGAUGUUGCUCUCUGCUUCUCCAAUCCUCAAUAGUUCAACUUUCCCUGAAGGAAAUCUUCUCUUAGGUUGGGCUGCAUGUAUCAUCGUGUAUUUUGUUUCCUAAGGAUCAGCCUACAGAUGAGAACCACUGUUCCAAUGCACAAUAUUUGUCCAUUAGACAGAUACAGUAUGUAGAUAAGUGUCAAUGUAUCGCUGCUAAACUGUAAAGUAUUAGGCUAAUGAAUUUUCAGAGUUGAAUGAAUGUUCAUUUUUAAGGUCAGAAAUACCUGCCAUUUUUUAUUUAAAUCAGUUCCCCUCAUGAUGUUCAUUUGUUAGUUCACUUGGAGCAGAUUGCAGCCCAGCCAGGGAUCUGGGAAGAUUUAUAUUUGUAUUUUGGAUGUGAGCCAUGUGUUGCUGAUCCUUGGUUGCUUUGAAGGCUUUCAAAGUCAACUGCAAUAUCUGGCAUUGGAGUCAUGUAUAAACUAAGACUGGAUAUAGUUCGACAGGUUUCCUCCCCUCCCCCAGAGAACAUUAUUGACCCAGCUAAGGGCUUUUUGAAAAUGUCAGUCAGAUUUUAUGCAUGUUUUCUGGUGCCAAUUCAGAAACUACCAGAUCUAUUAAAUUCAUUGCCAUUUUGGGAUUUGACCUAAUGAACGUAGGUGUUUAGAUUGUUCAGUAAAGGAUUCAUAUGAACUGGCAGGUCUGAUGAAAUACCAUGGCCAAAAUCCCACUGAAAGAUGGAAAAAAAAGCUUAAAAUAAAACUAUAAUUUUCUUGAUCUCCUAUUGUUCUGAAACUUUACAGCCAAUGAAGUUAUUUUGAAUUGUCGUCACUAUUGUAAUGUCGGAAACAAGGCAGUCAGUUUGCACGCACAUAAAUCCUUCCACAGUAAUGAGCUAAUCAUCAGCAAAUCACAUUUUAGUGAUUUUUGGUUGAAGAAUAAACAUUAAACCAAGAACAUCAGGGAAGACUUCAUUUCUGCUCUUUUGAAUAGUGCCUUAUAAUUUUCCCCAUUCACCAGAGUAGGCAGAUGGAGCCUCCAUUUAAUGACCCCUCUUUCAAAAUGGCAAAUCCGACAGUGUAGCAAUCUCUCAGUACAGCGCUGUUGACCUAGAUUCUAUGAUCAAGCCUCUGGGAUAGCAUUUGAACCUAUGGUCUUCUGGCUUAUACGAAAGAGAUUGUAAUCCACUGAGCCACAGUUAAUCCAUUUCUGGACAGCCAUAAUUUCUGUAGUUCGAUACAGGAUGGAUAGAGAUAUAUUCCAUGGAGUUCCUGGCUUCCCUGUACUCCUGUCAAUUCAUCAGUUGUCUGGCUUCUGACUUCUUGAUGAUCUUACAAUGCAAUUCAGAAGCAUUUCCCAAAUGUGCUCUGUAUGCUCAGGAUCUCUGCAUCCAUUUUGCCUCUCAAUUUAGGCAAAAUAGCAUUAAAAGUGGGAUUAGGACAUAAUUGGUUCUCAGGAGAUAGUAUCACUAUUUGUUUCUUCUCUUCCACAUUUGCCCUGCCCACCUCCAGUGGUUAGUUUCAAUACAGUCAGCAGUUUUCCAAAGUGAGUGCAGUUCCACAUCUCAGUAUUUAGUAGUCAGGACAUGAGACUGAUGUGGAGGUUUAAUAUUCCAUUAACACACAAACACACACACAUGAUAAUUAAUGCAAUAAAAUAUGAUAAGGCACUUUACAGAAGUAUUAUUAAACACUGAUUUGACCUUAAACCAUCUAAUGAGAAAUUAGAACAGAUGGGCAAAAUCUUGUUUAAAAACAUAGGUUUUAAGGAACAUCAUGAAAGAGGAGGUUUAAGAUUUGAAUUAUAGAACUUGGGGCCCAGGCAAAUGAAAAAUCAGCAACCAACUGGGCAGCAACUAGGGUCAGUACUAUGUAAGCUCAGAAUUGGAGGAGCACAGAGAUCACAGGCAGUUAUAGGGCAGAAGAUUGUUCAAAUAUUUUAAAAAUGCAAUUGUGUUCACAAAAUGUAAAAAAAAAAAUCACAAGUUCAUGAACCUCUGGUUGCUCAGCUGUAUUUUGUUUAAUUGUCCAGUAGCUCUUCCUGUGUACCCCAACCUGACUUUUAGAUUUCAAGCAUUAGUGUGGAUAUAUUUGGAUAAGACCGUAGGAGCAGAAAUUAAGGCAUUCAGCCCAUUGAGUCUGCUCUGCCAUUCAAUCAUGGCUGAUGAGUUUCUCAACACCAUUCUCCCACUUCCUCCCUGUAACCCUUGAUAACUUAAGAACAUAUCACGUUAGACUCUACAUGAGGAAAAGUGGUUAAGGGGUCCCGCCUUAGUGACAUAAGUUUGAAUCCAACAUGGGUGAAAUAAGUUGAAGAUUUCUGAUGGCCUGAGGUCAGUUGCCCAGGCUCAUGUGGACAGACAGCCCAUCAUGUCACUCAGUAGAACCAGAGGGUGGCUGGGCUGGGAAAAAUAAAGAUCCUGCAACUUCCAGUGGAGGAAGCACUUUCUGCAGAACUGCAUUUUGUUCCCUAGAGAGAUAAAAACACCAUUGGAUAACAAAAUGGAUAUACUUUCUACUUAACCAAAUUUAAGAAUGGACAAAACUAAUUUUGCAGGUGUUCUGAUACACAAACCACUAGAUAUUGGAAUCUGAACAGUUUGCAAAAGACAUGUUUGGAUUUUAACUUUGAAGUCUCUAGUUCUUCAAUUUACAAAGUUGUACAUAGUCAUUAGGUUGUCUGAAAAUGUGAGAUAUCAUGUCAGUCAUGCUGUUCAUAAAGGCUAUCGUUCAUUUUGCAUUUGUUCUUCUCUUGUACUGCUGAAUUGAAGCUCUGCUUCCUUGGACCAUGCAAAAGUGGAAUUAAACCACAUACAAGUAAUAGAUAUGAC
Chiloscyllium plagiosum (whitespotted bambooshark) is the source of this 8507-nucleotide messenger RNA. RefSeq names its product otoancorin-like. Gene Ontology annotation, biological process: cell-matrix adhesion. The record is from RefSeq and is a predicted model, not a curated record. NCBI's taxonomy places the organism in Eukaryota, Metazoa, Chordata, Chondrichthyes, Orectolobiformes, Hemiscylliidae. Gene Ontology annotation, cellular component: cell surface.